AUGAGUAGCACAGAGCAAUGGUCCAACUUGAUUAAGAAUCCAUACGAUGUCGUAGAUGGAAACAAUGGUGAAAUAUCAGAAAACAUGAUGGAUUUGCUGAAUUCAAGAAACAAUUCCAAUAAUCUGGGUUCUGUCUAUGGGGGACAGGAUUAUCCUCUUCCAGAUGAGGCUUUUGAGAACUUCAACCCUGUUAUGGAUAUAAAUAUUGAAGAAUUUCUCACAAAAGAAUUAAGAGAUCUUGACAUACCAGUACUUCCUAAGGAUGAACUUUCAAAACUUGAUCUAGAGAUGUUCCCGGGAAACGGAUUAGAUUGGAAUGUAGUAAACGAUAAUGAUGCUUCUGUCGGUGUUGGAAAUGUAAAUACAGAAAUACCAUCAAUCACUCCAAGAAAACUUAUGCCAGGUGGUGGGGCCGCAGGAAAUCACAAGAAAAAGCCAAGUGGUACUGCCAUCUUUGGAUUUGCCCAGCAUAAUAAAUCAUUAAGCAUAGGGUCCAUGACAAUCAAUCUAGAUGAGAAGAAGCAGGCCUUCCUGCAACAGGAACAGCAAAAACUACUGCAAGCACAGCAGGCUUCCCAGCCUGCAGAAAUAAAGAUGAGCGAGACGAUUAUGCAACAGCAAAAAGAGUUACAGUUGGCUCUACAAAGACAAAAGGAGAUGAAUGAAAAGCUUGAAGAUCAACUAAGAAUGAAUAAGCUACAACAAGAACAACUACAGAGAGCCCUGGAGGCUCAACAAAUGACUUUAAAUCAAGUUUCUUCUAUCCCUACUACCACACCGGUAAGGCCGGAGACAAGUAUAAUUAUUACUUCUAACGGUAAGAACGGUAAGUAUCAAUUUCCACCACCAUCUUCCGACGAUUCAUCCCAACAAAGACAAAUGGGAGAAAGGACAAAAUUGGACGAAUCGCCUAAUAAAGAUGUCAAUAAAGUGUAUGCAGUGGGAGCGGGGAAUGGACUGUUAUCGCCCUUUUCAAGGGCAUCGGUCAACGGAUCUCCACAUAGACGUCGUCAACAUAAUUAUGAUGGGGUUGAGAACGGUAAUAACCGUCUUGCUCCUCCUAUGAACUUUUCUAUAUCAAGCACGAGUACUGUCGGAAACAACACGGAACAAUUAUUGAAGAUGUCCAAGUAUUUUCAAGAGUUGACGGACAAUCAAAGUCGUGGUCCAUCCAAUUGUGCGGUGUAUAACAAGAAAAGUUCAAAUCGUCCACCAAUCACGCCACAAGAUCAAAUAUAUGAUAAUCCAAAGACCCCAUCAAUGAAUUGUAAUUAUAAACAUACUACCCGAAGUGAUGAUGGAUUAGAAACAGCAAGUAGUAUUGACAGUAACAUUAACAACAAAAACAGCCAUCAGAACAAGCAUUUCGCAAGAGAUAGUACGAUAUCGACGGCAUCUACGAUCCCAAUGCAAAGUGAGGAUGACCAUGAAUCAGAACAAACCCAACAGCAACCCAGUCUGGGACUUGGAAUAACGCUGAACAGCAGGGUCCAAUUGAAGAAACCACCGCAAUUGCAGAUAAUGCCAAUGAUUCCUGGAUCUAGCGAAACGACUCCGUUGAAACAGAAGCAAUCACCUGAUAGGCAAUUUUCAAAUAAGCUGAACAGCGAGAACAUGCCAGUAAAACACUCUUUCCAACAUACUCCAACAAAGAAACUAAUAUUUGACAAAACUGUCACGACUUCUCUACGGCCUGACGAUAGGAAAGGUCAAAAUGCUAGAAACAUUAUUCUUGCAUCACGUGAUGGCGAAGAGGAUAUGAAAUCUGGCCGUCUAACGAACAUGAAUAACGGAAACAACGACGAACCGGAGUGCGAGUUCGUACAAGCUCAAACCCCAUCUCCAAUUCUGCGAUCUCAAGAGCGAUUCGAUUGUAUUGCUGAAUCACCGGUGCAUUUCCCUUACAAUCAACAUAACCAUGUCGAUUUGGGACUAGGGCCCAAUCAUAACGGAAUUGGCCUAAACACCAAUUUGAACACCAGCCCCAUGGUAAGUGGGGGAAGGAACGGUAAACGGUAUGGCAUGCUGCCUAGAGAACAGAUUGACAAGUACAUUCUCGAAAUUGGACCUAAACAGUUCCAAUGCAAGUUUAAAGAUUGUCAAAAGAGGUUUAACAGACGGUACAACGCGAGAACUCAUAUCCAAACCCAUCUUUGCGAUAGGCCGUACAAGUGUGAUUUCCCAGGAUGUCAAAAGGCUUUUGUCAGAAACCAUGAUUUGCUACGACACAAGAAAUCGCAUUUAGAGAAAGGUUACUCGUGUGCAGGUUGUGGUAAGAAGUUCCAUUCAGAAGAUUCUCUUGUGAAACAUCAAGAACGUAAAAGUCAUGAGGGCAGACUGGAUGAAGAAGAUUUGUGCAACCAAGAACAAAAUCAUGACCUAGACUACUACGAUCACUUGGAUUCUUCGCCUAUAAGACUUAAUGGCGGCAAUCAGAUCAGGAAACCAGUUUCCCCGAAGAAAGUGCCGAAUGUCAUAAGAGAAAACAUCCAAAGGGGACACACUACUGCUGCGCUUCGCGUACAAGAACAAUUGACGUACAAUCAAACUACAACUGGUGUGUAA
Messenger RNA from Kluyveromyces lactis, 2565 nucleotides. RefSeq lists its product as uncharacterized. Gene Ontology annotation, molecular function: RNA polymerase II cis-regulatory region sequence-specific DNA binding; DNA-binding transcription factor activity, RNA polymerase II-specific. The coding region runs from base 1 to 2565 and encodes 854 amino acids. Gene Ontology annotation, biological process: regulation of transcription by RNA polymerase II. Gene Ontology annotation, cellular component: nucleus. The record is from RefSeq and is a predicted model, not a curated record. The transcript has a single exon. Lineage: Eukaryota; Fungi; Ascomycota; Saccharomycetes; Saccharomycetales; Saccharomycetaceae.